Messenger RNA from Myotis brandtii (Brandt's bat), 4260 nucleotides. It is a transcript of the gene NCKAP1, whose product is annotated as NCK-associated protein 1. NCBI's taxonomy places the organism in Eukaryota, Metazoa, Chordata, Mammalia, Chiroptera, Vespertilionidae. Bases 55 to 3450 code for a protein of 1131 amino acids. Gene Ontology annotation, biological process: cortical actin cytoskeleton organization; cell morphogenesis; cell projection assembly. Gene Ontology annotation, cellular component: SCAR complex. The transcript is spliced from 32 exons. The record is from RefSeq and is a predicted model, not a curated record.
CUUGCCCCUCAGUGUGUGGUGUGAGUGCAGGAAUGCGGAGGGAAUGGCCCCGGGAUGAUGCGCUCCGCACCCCCGUACCCCCGCGCUCCCGGCUCCCCGGGGGUCGCCGGGCAGACCGGGCAGAGCGCGCGAGGGCGUGCGGACGCGGAGCAGCAAGGACAAGUUUGGAAGGCAUGCGGAGACCCCAAGGCAAAGCCAUCCUACCUUAUUGACAAAAAUCUGGAAUCUGCUGUGAAAUUCAUAGUCAGAAAGUUCCCUGCUGUAGAAACCCGAAACAACAAUCAACAGCUUGCACAGCUACAGAAAGAAAAAUCAGAGAUUCUGAAAAAUCUGGCAUUAUAUUACUUCACAUUUGUAGAUGUUAUGGAAUUUAAGGACCAUGUUUGUGAAUUGCUCAAUACUAUUGAUGUUUGCCAGGUCUUCUUCGAUAUUACUGUAAACUUUGAUUUAACAAAGAACUACUUAGAUUUGAUCAUAACCUAUACAACACUAAUGAUACUGCUCUCUCGAAUUGAAGAAAGGAAGGCAAUCAUUGGAUUGUACAACUACGCUCAUGAAAUGACCCAUGGAGCAAGUGACCGAGAAUAUCCACGCCUUGGUCAGAUGAUUGUGGAUUAUGAAAACCCUUUAAAGAAGAUGAUGGAAGAAUUUGUACCCCAUAGUAAGUCUCUUUCAGAUGCACUAAUUUCUCUUCAGAUGGUGUAUCCUAGAAGGAAUCUUUCAGCCGACCAGUGGAGAAAUGCCCAAUUAUUGAGUCUCAUCAGUGCACCCAGUACAAUGCUUAAUCCUGCACAGUCUGAUACCAUGCCUUGUGAAUAUCUCUCUUUGGAUGCAAUGGAAAAAUGGAUUAUCUUUGGCUUUAUUUUGUGCCAUGGGAUCCUCAAUACUGAUGCAACAGCACUGAAUCUCUGGAAGCUAGCUCUUCAAAGUAGCUCUUGCCUCUCUCUCUUUCGGGAUGAAGUUUUCCACAUUCACAAAGCUGCAGAAGACUUAUUUGUAAACAUACGAGGCUAUAACAAACGUAUUAAUGAUAUAAGAGAAUGCAAAGAGGCGGCUGUGUCACAUGCUGGUUCAAUGCACAGAGAAAGACGCAAAUUUUUAAGGUCUGCACUGAAAGAAUUGGCUACAGUCCUCUCUGAUCAACCUGGCUUGCUAGGUCCCAAGGCACUUUUUGUUUUUAUGGCGUUAUCCUUUGCCCGUGAUGAAAUUAUCUGGCUACUUCGUCAUGCAGAUAACAUGCCAAAGAAGAGUGCAGAUGACUUUAUAGAUAAGCACAUUGCUGAAUUGAUAUUUUACAUGGAAGAGCUUAGAGCACAUGUAAGGAAAUACGGACCUGUAAUGCAGAGGUAUUAUGUGCAGUACCUUUCUGGCUUUGAUGCUGUUGUCCUCAAUGAACUUGUGCAGAAUCUUUCUGUUUGCCCUGAAGAUGAAUCAAUCAUCAUGUCUUCUUUUGUUAACACUAUGACUUCCCUAAGUGUAAAGCAAGUUGAAGAUGGGGAAGUGUUUGAUUUCAGAGGAAUGAGAUUAGAUUGGUUUAGAUUACAGGCAUAUACUAGUGUCUCUAAGGCUUCGCUUAGCCUUGCAGAUCAUAGAGAACUUGGAAAGAUGAUGAAUACGAUAAUUUUUCAUACAAAAAUGGUGGAUUCCUUGGUGGAAAUGUUGGUGGAAACAUCAGAUCUCUCCAUAUUUUGUUUUUAUAGUCGUGCUUUUGAGAAGAUGUUUCAACAGUGUUUGGAGUUACCCUCUCAGUCAAGAUACUCAAUUGCAUUUCCACUGCUUUGCACUCAUUUUAUGAGUUGCACACAUGAACUGUGUCCAGAAGAGCGACAUCAUAUUGGAGAUCGAAGUCUUUCCUUAUGUAACAUGUUUCUGGAUGAAAUGGCUAAACAAGCUCGAAAUCUUAUCACUGAUAUUUGCACAGAACAGUGUACUCUGAGUGACCAGUUGCUGCCCAAGCAUUGUGCCAAAACCAUUAGUCAGGCAGUGAAUAAGAAGUCAAAAAAACAAACUGGUAAAAAAGGGGAACCUGAAAGGGAAAAACCUGGAGUUGAGAGCAUGAGGAAAAACAGGCUGGUAGUGACCAACCUUGAUAAAUUGCACACUGCACUUUCUGAGUUGUGUUUCUCUAUAAAUUAUGUACCAAACAUGGUGGUUUGGGAACAUACCUUUACCCCGCGAGAAUAUUUGACUUCUCACCUGGAAAUCCGCUUUACUAAGUCAAUUGUUGGAAUGACUAUGUAUAAUCAAGCCACACAAGAAAUUGCAAAACCAUCAGAGCUUCUAACAAGUGUAAGAGCAUAUAUGACUGUACUGCAGUCGAUAGAAAACUAUGUGCAAAUUGAUAUCACAAGAGUAUUUAAUAAUGUUCUUCUUCAGCAAACACAACAUUUAGACAGUCAUGGAGAGCCAACCAUUACAAGUCUAUACACAAAUUGGUAUUUGGAAACUUUAUUAAGACAAGUCAGCAAUGGUCAUAUAGCUUAUUUCCCUGCAAUGAAAGCAUUUGUGAACUUACCUACAGAAAAUGAAUUAACAUUCAAUGCAGAGGAAUAUUCUGACAUAUCAGAAAUGAGGUCAUUAUCAGAACUGCUAGGCCCAUAUGGUAUGAAGUUCCUAAGUGAAAGCCUUAUGUGGCAUAUUUCAUCACAAGUUGCUGAACUUAAGAAACUUGUGGUGGAGAAUGUUGAUGUGCUAACACAAAUGAGGACCAGCUUUGACAAACCAGACCAGAUGGCUGCACUCUUUAAAAGAUUAUCAUCUGUUGACAGUGUCUUGAAGAGGAUGACAAUAAUUGGUGUAAUUUUAUCCUUCCGCUCAUUGGCACAAGAAGCACUUAGAGAUGUCUUGUCCUACCACAUUCCUUUUCUUGUAAGUUCAAUUGAAGAUUUCAAGGACCACAUUCCAAGGGAAACUGAUAUGAAGGUUGCAAUGAAUGUAUAUGAGUUAUCAUCAGCUGCUGGAUUGCCUUGUGAGAUUGAUCCUGCCCUUGUUGUAGCUCUCUCUUCACAAAAAUCAGAAAACAUAAGUCCAGAAGAAGAAUAUAAAAUUGCCUGCCUCCUCAUGGUCUUUGUGGCAGUUUCUUUGCCAACACUGGCCAGUAAUGUGAUGUCUCAGUAUAGCCCUGCUAUAGAAGGGCAUUGCAAUAACAUACAUUGCUUGGCCAAAGCCAUCAAUCAGAUUGCUGCAGCUUUGUUUACAAUUCACAAAGGAAGCAUUGAAGAUCGUCUUAAAGAAUUUCUGGCGCUUGCAUCCUCCAGUCUACUGAAAAUUGGCCAGGAGACAGACAAAACAACAACAAGAAAUAGAGAAUCUGUUUAUUUACUGCUAGAUAUGAUUGUGCAGGAAUCCCCAUUCCUAACAAUGGAUCUUUUGGAAUCUUGUUUUCCUUAUGUCUUGCUGAGAAAUGCAUACCAUGCUGUCUACAAGCAAAGUGUUACAUCUUCUGCAUAAAAUAUCUACUUAUUGAAGACAAGCACGCGUUUUUGUUGCCUGGGUUUUACCUGUAAACUGUGGAGCUAUUUUACCUUAAGGCCUGAUAAACAGUUUUGUGGAUUAUAAAUUUUUUUCAUAUGGUUGUAUUUUCUGAUCAUUGGUUUCUUAAUAUAGUUGUACUACAAUAUACUUGGUUGAUUUAGGUUGCACAUUCACUGAAUUCACAGAAAUUAUUCCUAUAAUUUUAGAGUAUCAUUUGUUUGAAAAAUAUACAUUAUCUCUAUGUUUUUGAUAUUUGAUAAUGAGAAAAACCUUUGCUUGUUUAUUUCUCAAAAAGAAUUGUAUUUAGUGAUUAUUUUAGGUAGUGAUAUAGCAUUCAUCUGUGUGUAAAUUAUUUCAUAUAGGGAAGAGUUCUGAUCUGUACCUAUGGUUCUUAUUGAAAACAAAACUGGAUGUGCAUUUCUGUGAUGUUAUGAAUACAUUUCUACUUUAUUUUGAAACAUUUGCCAAACUAAAUACUAUAACACUGUAUAACAUUAAAAAUGUUAAAGGACUGCUUAGCAUUAGAAGCAGACUAUGUCCUGAAAUUCUAAAACAGCAACAUAUGUUGUUGCUUGUAUAAAGCCUAGUGAUAAUUUUUAGACUAACUUCCAUGGUGCCCUAUUGGAAUUAGCACUACCAUUGUACCCUGCUGUAUAAUAAAUAAUCUUAAACACUAUCAACUGUUGAUAAAAAUGUUAGUCCCUAACCACUUUUUAUAUGUUUUAAAUUUUUGAAAAUCAAGUGUACCUGCCACAACAUAAAAUAAACACUAGACUGUAUCACGUU